AUGUCUGACUCUACGAGCUACUAUUCGAACGAAAAGAAAGGUCACGCGCUUAAAGUUGUCAGCGAGUCGGACGUUGAUAUUGCUGCUCAGCUGGUCAGUAAAGGUGAUGGAGGAGAGUUAGACCCGCAAGUCGCGAAGAAGCUUCUGCGCAAGAUAGACCUCCACAUUAUGCCAUUGAUGUGCUGUGAGUUUUAUGAGAUGAUGACAUUCGCAGACAAAACUACGUUGGGACAGUCAGCUGUAUUAGGAAUCGAAGCGACCGCUCACAUCAACCAGAACCAGUUCAAUUGGUUGAGCUCUGUGUUUUACCUAACAUAUUUGGCCUUUGAGUAUCCUCAAAAUUUUGCGCUUCAGCGUUUCCCUGUUGGAAAAUGGAUGAGCCUCAACAUUUUUGUAUGGGCUGUAGUUCUCUUAUCACACGCCGCGUGUCAUUCCUUUGGCGGCCUCUUCGCUGUGCGAUUCAUUCUCGGAAUCUGUGAAGGCGCAAUUACCCCUGGUUUUAUGAUUGUUACGUCUAUGUUUUACACGCGUCAAGAGCAGAACAAACGCGUCGGGUAUUGGUUCUUGAUGAAUGGCUUCGCCGUGAUCUUCUUGGGCUUCGUAUCCUUUGGGCUUCUACAUACCAAGACACAUAAUUUUGCACCUUGGCAAUGGUUGAUGAUUAUAACAGGUCUUAUAACUCUUGUGACCUCAGUUUGCUUCUGGUUCUGGUUCCCGGAUUCCCCGACGACUGCAUGGUUCUUGACGGUCGAGGAGCGUGCUCUUGCUGUGCGGCGCAUUAGAGUAAAUCAAACAGGCGUCGAGAACAAACACUGGAAGAGGGAACAGUUCAUUGAGACGCUUCAGGAUUCCAAAAUAUGGGCUAUGGUUCUCUUCGCUGCGAUCGCGAAUAUCCCAAAUUCCUUAACAAACCAAAGGCAGCUCAUAAUCGCUCAAUUCGGAUUCACCCCCAUAGAGACUACUCUCCUGGGAUGCGUCGACGGAGUCAUGGAGAUUCUCUCUAUCUGGCUUGGAAUUUCGCUCGCUGGAAUGAAAGGCAUUGGACGAGCGUACGCCGGAGUAAUCAUAUAUAUCCCCGGUCUUCUAGGAGCGCUGUUGGUUAAUUUGUUGCCAUCUCAUUUAAAGGUAGGGUUGCUUUUUGGGUACUGGCUUUCGAUUUUUUCCAUCGCACCGUUUGCCAUUUUCCUUGGUUGGGUAUCUGGACUGGUAGCCGGUCAUACGAAGCGAACCACCACGAAUGCUUUGGUUCUUAUCGGAUACGCGAUAGGUAAUUUUGCCUCGCCGUUCAUCUGGAAAUCGAAAUACCAACCUCACAAUCACGUCCCCUGGGAUUUUUUAGCUACCAGCAUGGGUGCAUCUAUCCUCAUCCUCCUUACUCUUCGCACCAUGCUUGCCAGGGAGAAUGCUCGUCGGGACAGGGAGACCUGCCAGGAUGAUUACGACGAUGUUUACCUGCCAUCAAAGGAAUCAGAACUUGGCACUGCUCAGUCUAAGAGGAAGAUUGACAAGGUUUUCCUUGACUUGACUGAUAUGCAAAAUCGCGACUUCCGGUAUACGCUAUGA
Messenger RNA from Lentinula edodes (shiitake mushroom), 1563 nucleotides. Its product is annotated as major facilitator superfamily domain-containing protein. Gene Ontology annotation, biological process: transmembrane transport. Bases 1 to 1563 code for a protein of 520 amino acids. The record is from RefSeq and is a predicted model, not a curated record. NCBI's taxonomy places the organism in Eukaryota, Fungi, Basidiomycota, Agaricomycetes, Agaricales, Omphalotaceae. The transcript is spliced from 20 exons. Gene Ontology annotation, molecular function: transmembrane transporter activity. Gene Ontology annotation, cellular component: membrane.